Molecule: messenger RNA, 1998 nt
Organism: Alternaria incomplexa
Lineage: Eukaryota; Fungi; Ascomycota; Dothideomycetes; Pleosporales; Pleosporaceae
Exons: 2
Coding region: 1-1998 (665 amino acids)
Biological process (GO): cell wall organization; carbohydrate metabolic process
Cellular component (GO): cell surface; extracellular region; fungal-type cell wall
Molecular function (GO): 1,3-beta-glucanosyltransferase activity; glucan endo-1,3-beta-D-glucosidase activity
Source: RefSeq, a predicted model, not a curated record
AUGGCUUUCCAGCAACCCCAGGCCUGGCCAUUAGGACAGCAGCACGACGCCCUCCCGUCCGACGACAAUCCGCCGCCUCCGCCAGCCCAUCGCACUCCCGUAGGCCUCCACGCCCAGCGCCAGUAUACCGACCCCAAUAACUACUCCGACUACUCGACCCCAGGCGUCACCCCCGGCUCAGACAACAUGGGCGAGACGGCUCCGGGCGGCGGCAUCAACGGCAUCGCCAGCGGCGUCGCUGGCUCCCACCCACGCGAGAGCGGCCUGCACGCUGCACGAGGCAUGGCUGGCCCAGGACGGCCCAUGGGCGUCCCCAACAGGAACUCGCAGUCAUCACCCUUCAAUGACCCCAAUGGUCACGACCAGCCCAUGGUUCCACGCCCAAUGUACUCGCAACGCUCCUACGGUUCCGGCGCACCACUCGUCGGCGGCAUGUACUCGAGUGACAGCUCCAUGUAUAGCAUGCCACACUCCCCGCACAGCGGCGUCCCCUACGCCGACACGCCCUACAACCGCUACUCUUCGUCCGCUCAGAACCUCGCGCCGCAGAUGGGCCAGAUCAACCCGCUCGAUGUCGACAACGAUGACGACUGGGGAAUGGGCCCAGACCACAACUCUCCACAAAACAAGCGACGCUCUUUCGUGCCAUUCGGUGGCUCGCGGGACGGCAGCAGUCGCAAUGGCUCGCCAGGGUCAUCGAUAAACAACGGAGGCGUUGCUGCCGCAGCGGGCGCUGGUGCUUUUGCUGCCUCACGCGACGGUACCAAGUACGACGCCGUACCCAUGGUCAACGGAAGUGGAGAGCUUGUCCCAGAAAAGGUUGCAAGUUGGAAAGCAGAAGACGAUUUGAAGAAGAGGAAGAAGCGCAUGUGGAUCGCCAUUGCCAUCAUCACCCUCAUCCUCGCAGGUGCAAUUCUGGGCGGUGUCCUCGGUGCUACUGUCGGAAAGGGUGGCGGUGCAAAGGACGGCGCUGCUAAGUCUGCUCAAUCUGCUGACGAUAUCGCCAAAGACAACAAGGAGGACCUCGGCAAGGACUCUUCCGAGAUCAAGGCUUUGAUGAACAACGCCGAUUUGCAUAAGGUGUUUCCCGGCAUGGACUACACUCCUCUGAACACACAGUACCCAGACUGUCUCCACGUCGGACCAUCGCAGAACAACAUCACCCGAGACUUGGCCGUCAUGUCGCAACUGACCAACUCAGUCCGCUUGUACGGAACCGACUGCAACCAAACACAGAUGCUUAUCCACGCCAUCAACCAACUGGAGAUCAAGGACACCAUGAAGAUCUGGCUUGGUGUAUGGCUCGACAAGAACGACACUACAACGGAGCGUCAGAUUUCCCAAACAUGGGACAUUCUCGAUGACUAUGGCUGCGACUACUUCAAGGGUAUCAUCAUUGGUAACGAGGUGCUUUACCGCAAGGACCUGUCUGAGACCGAGCUGCUGGGACACAUUUCCGACUUCCGCAAGAACAUCUCGGACCACAGCUGCCAGCUGCCUGUCGCAAUGGCUGAUCUGGGUGACAACUGGACUGGCGACAUGGCCACCAAGGUCGACAUUGUCAUGUCAAACGUUCACCCCUUCUUUGCCGGUGUUGAUGUCAAGGAAGCGGCUGCCUGGACCUGGAACUUCUGGCAAACCCACGACGUGUCGUUGACCGCAACCCAGAAUGACAUCCACCAGGUAAUCGCCGAGGUUGGCUGGCCAUCUGGAGGCGGCACCGACUGUGGUGCAGCUGACACUUGCGCCGGAGGCUCUGUUGCCGGUAUUGACGAAAUGAACCAAUUCAUGGAAGACUGGGUUUGCCCAAGUCUAACUAACGGGACAGAGUACUUUUGGUUCUCAGCCUUUGACGAGCCAUGGAAGAUCCAGUAUAACGAAAAGGGCAAAGAGUGGGAAGACAAGUGGGGUCUCAUGGACGUCAACCGCAAACUGAAGCCCGGGCUUAAGAUCCCCGAUUGCGGCGGCAAAUCGUUACCCUCGACGUACGACAACUAG